AUUCGACUUUGGUAAAAGAGGAAGAAUAUUAAAAUAAAAUUGUUGCUUAGGUACUGCUAAUUCUUGCAAAGUAUUUUAAUCAGCAAGCUGGAAGUCCUACAAGUGACUCGCGAGGAGCCCGAGAUGACGACCGUGGCCAAUAGGCAAGAGCAUGACGAUUCUGGGGAGUAUUCGGAUGCAUCUCAGGAUAUAGAACAUAACAACUCGGGAAAUGACGCUGGACAGCACGAAUCUGAUUACGAUUCCCAGGGCAGUGAUUCUGAACACUCUGAUGGAGAUCCAGACAAACAGGAGGCCGAAAGACGUGUUGAUGAUGAUGAAGACAGGAGUAAUCCUCAGUACAUCCCAAAAAGAGGCACAUUUUAUGAGCAUGAUGAUCGAACUGCCGCAAGUGGCGAAGAAUCCAGUAACACGACAUCAGAAACGGUGUCUGAGAAGAAGGAGGGCCCCGAGACGCCGGCCGAGCGCCGCCGCCCGCCGCGCAAAUCCGAGACCCUGAACAAGUGGUCACACGACAAGUACAAUGAGAACGAACAGAUGCCGAAAUCUCGCGACGAGUUGGUAGCGAUUUACGGCUACGAUAUCAGGAAUGAAGACGCACCACCCCAUGCGAGGAGAAAUAGACGUUACGGGUACCGACAUUGGCGACGCGGACCCAACAAGUACACUCGCACUUGGGAGGAUGAGGAGGCUUACAAGAGGCAGGCAGGCGCCCAGCCGCCCAAGAAACCGCCCAGCCCAGCUGACUUCCCCGAGCUAGGUGCUGCCAAUAAACCAGGUAGGCGAAUGCGAGCCCCACGACCGAGGUCCAAAUCUCAACCUACAUCCAACGACUCCUCGGAGAACGGGUCCCAGUUACGACGCAACGCCUCCAUCAAAGCCACCAAGCCGAACAAGCCUAAACCAGUGAACAAACCGGUCAAACCGAUGAAAGAUCUUAAUAUACCUCUCGAGAAUCUCACUAUAACCACUACGGUUAAUAAUAACAGCCCAGGACAGCCACAAAGAAAGGUGAAUUCAUCGAUUGCACAGCAGAAGCCAGUGCCUACUGAGCAGGUGAAGAAAAAAUUAACACCUUCGCAGACUGCACCACAGAAUAAUGCAGCACAGAACAAACCGCAAGUGCCGUCGCAGCAGAAACCGCAGGCGCCCAAGUCGCAGCAGCAGCCGUCGCAGCAGCCGCCCGCUGCAGGAGCAGAAUCUCGUGGUGGAAGUAAGAGGUACAGUAGCUUGCGACAGCGGCCGCUGGCGGAGACGUACUCGCCGCAGCAGCAGCCGCAACAGAACUCGCAGCAGCCCCAGCCACAGACGCAACAGCAGCAACAUAGAUUCCACGCUAAUGACUACGUCGCCGGUACUACCCCAGUCACACAACAUCAGGGCAGUCCUGGACCCAUACAUCCACAGCAGAUGAUGCACCAGCAGCAGGUCCACCGCAACUCGGUGUCGCAGGCCCCGCACGGGCCGUCGCCGCCGCACCAGCAGCUGCCGCAGCCGCCGCACAAUCAACCGCAGCUGCGACUACUAGAGCAACAGCAGAUCGUGUCACACCCUCACCACACCUUACACAAUAUGCCACAGCAGCACUCUAUAGGUCAAAUACCACCUGCACAAGGGUACGCGCCGCCUGCGAUGAUGCCGGCUCAGUACAUGCAGCAAGGGGGUAACAACGCCGUGUUCGCGGGCGCACCGAUGUACCAGCCGCCGGCCGCGUACGCGCCGCAUCAGCUGUACCAGCAUCAUAACUAUGCGCAGGCUGGCGGCGUGACGUACUACAGCUGCGCGGAGCAGGAGCAGCCGCCACGCGCGCAGCGCCGCCCCACCGCCGCCAUACCCAUCGUGCGACCCGCCGCGCCGCAACCGCCGCCCGCUAACGCUGAGAGAUCGGCGAAUUCCUCAGACAAGGACAUAGACAGGAUCGUAGAGAACAUGUUCGUCAGAAAGCCGUACAAGUCGCCGAACGAUGGAGGUGAGUCAGACGCAUCGAAAGACAAACAAGAGAGAAGUUCACAGGAGCCGCAAAGCAAGGAGUCCUCCCAACCUAACAGUCUUACCUCCAGCUCCAUAUCUACAGACUCCAAACUCGCCGACAGAACGGAACAGAGCGAGGAGAAAGCCGACAACAAGGAGAGUGAGGUUGUUAGCACAGAGACUAUAACGACGGAUGCCUGACUGGUAAGGAUCAAAAUGUACGAGUGCUACCAAGCGAAGUACUGUAGCCGGAGGUAAUUCUUGGGUGGCUGAAUCUGUGAAACGGACUUUUGAAAUUUCGAAUGUGUAAAAUUUUUUUUUUGUUAUUUUUAUGUUGGCGCCACUGUUUACUACAGAGUAGACGUUCUCGGUGCCAUCUUGUUUUUUCUUACUUGAAGCAACUUUUAUUUUAGUACUUUAAAAUUAAUUUUGGUACAGUUAAGUAUCUUGUACUAUGUUCUGUUGUCGGUUAUUUAUUAUUUAAUUUGUUUGCUUAUGUAUAUGUGACGAAAGUGUCGCCUGUACUUUCAAAUGUAUUGAGGAUGAAGUAAAAAAAAGAAUAAUCUUUCGUGAAAAGAGUCUAAAAUCUUUUGCUGAUGUGUAGUGUAAUAGAAUAAGACAUAAGUACAUUAUAUUAUAAUGUUGUCGUGUAUAUUUAUUGUUUUCAUCAGUCAAAAGCUAGGUAUAUUUCUAAUUAUUCUAAAUUCGUAUUUAAAUAAAGAAGACACUUGUAUAAUCUAUUAGCACAAUUGUCUCUAUACGCGAUGCGACGGAGUUGAGUCUCUCAAGUCUCAAGUCUGUGGUUCGCUUAAGCAUAGACGGCCGCACCAGAGAUAAUAUUUAGGCUGCCUUCACAUUAAGUCGCGA
Molecule: messenger RNA, 2838 nt
Organism: Aricia agestis (brown argus)
Lineage: Eukaryota; Metazoa; Arthropoda; Insecta; Lepidoptera; Lycaenidae
Gene: btz
Product: protein CASC3-like
Exons: 19
Coding region: 124-2172 (682 amino acids)
Biological process (GO): mRNA processing
Cellular component (GO): exon-exon junction complex
Molecular function (GO): mRNA binding
Source: RefSeq, a predicted model, not a curated record